Misgurnus anguillicaudatus (oriental weatherfish) is the source of this 6047-nucleotide messenger RNA. RefSeq names its product ankyrin repeat and SOCS box containing 2a, tandem duplicate 1 (gene asb2a.1). The record is from RefSeq and is a predicted model, not a curated record. Lineage: Eukaryota; Metazoa; Chordata; Actinopteri; Cypriniformes; Cobitidae. Gene Ontology annotation, molecular function: protein binding.
UAGUAGAAAUUACAGUGUUACUUGCAGCUGGUUGCCGGUAACUUACCGUAGAUUUAAAUGUAUGUUAUUUACUGGCAACAUUUUGUUAAAAGUUAAAUCAACAUUUCACAUUAAGUCGUCUUUGUCUUUACAGAGUAAAACUAAAAUAACAGCAUCAAGCAAAGCAUUCUGGGAAACAAAAUCUGAAGCAAAAAACUGAAAAAGUUUGUUGAUGAUUUCUGAUUAUUGCUGUUAUUGUAUAGUUUUAUUCUGUUAAGAUAAAGACUUGUUAAUAUCUACUAUUUUUUUUACUUUGAACAAACUCUUGCCAGUAAAUAACAUAAAUUUAAAUUUACAGUAAGUUACUGACAACCAGCUGCCAGUAACACUGUCAUUUCUAGGGAAUUUUUUUACAGUGUAGCUUGUUAUCAAGUCAAUCACACGCUAUUAAGUCAAUGUUCAUGUGCUGAAAAAACAUAACAGAGAAAAUACAUGGGGCAUACUCUUAUGUUCUAUACUGUAAAAACUGGAGUUAUAUACUUAGUUGUUUUCAUACACUGAAAAAAAUUACCUGUAAUUAUGCAGCUGUUGCCAGUAACUUACUGUAAAAGAUAAAGACUGUAAAUGUUUCAUGUUCAUUUAACUUUGAACAAACUGUUGCCAGUAAAUAACAUAAAUGUAAAAUCUACAGUAAGUUACCAGCUGCCAGUAAUACUGUAAUUUCUACAGAAUUUUUUUACAGUGUAAAAUAUUGUAUUGUUGCACUAUAUUGGUGUAUUACAACAUGUGAAAUUAGCAUUAGCCAACAGGCUAAUAUCCAAAACAGAUAUUAUGUACACAACAGACUAUUAUCAUCUUAAAUCAGGUCAUGUCCCUUGUAAUUUUAACAAUUUAUGACUUCUGAAGGUUCAUUGUCCUGUGGAAAUUUGUAAAAUGAUGUAUUUUCUGUGUUUUGAUGGCUGAAUGACCUGCAUCCUGAUACAAAACAAGGUUUAAAGCGCACACUCUGGACGUCCAUUCCUCACAGCCUCAGUUUGGAAUCAACGAUGGCUGCAGGAUGAAUAAGAUUUAUAAUGUACAGUAAAUAGAGAAUUGUUGUACAGCUUUGUGUAUGAAUCAGCUUUAAGCUCCGAGAUUUGUCAAUAUUACUGUAAAUUUUCCUGUAUAUAUUGUGGUUUUUUGAUUCUUUUUGCAAAAGAAAACACUAUCAUUCACGAGAACUUAAAUCAUUUGAGUUUUAAAGAUCACACUGCUUACCCAUGUUUAUAACUGUGGUAAGCUCUAUAAUUAGCCGGCCAUCAUUUAAAUGCUUUCACAAGACAUAUAAAUAUACACUGAAAAUAUAACCUGUGCCACCAUGUUGUUGUUUUGUUUUGAUGUGAACUUCUGUCUUUCAUGAAAGCAUUAAAUAGAAACAUAAAGAAUUACUUUUAAAACAGCUAAUGCAAGCAAAACAAUUUAGGUCAGUCAAGUUUGUUUACAGCGUCUGUGCAAAAGGUGUCUCUCAUCUCACACCUUAAAAACAACCCUGUUCAUUAAAUAAUGUUUUUAUUUUUUUAUUAUUCAUCAAUUAUUGUGAAAUGACAUGUGAAAACAAGUUUUUAUAUCCGCCAAAUCAGAAAGCAUGAAAGUUGAUAACCUUCAUUGUGCAAACCACUUGAACUAAACAUAACAGCUUUGACUAUAAAUAAAGAACAGGUAUUCACACAAUGUCUUGUUUGUCUCGUAGCCUUGGCACAUCUGUAACCUGACACAACAAAUACAGGCUGACUAUUUAACCUAAUUACAAACUUAGCAAAACUACAUGUGAAAAAAACAAUGUAGGAAGGGAAGUCCAACCAUUUACUGAUAGCAGCAUUUCAAAAUGUGUUUGCUUAAUACUUGUUUAUAAUAUUCAAUAUUUAAAGUCUACAAUAUUAAGCCAUUUCCACAAGCAUAUAUUCAGAAGGACUGUUGGUCGUUACAUUACUGCUCUGUUCCCCAGACCUUAACUUGUGUCUACUACUUCAAGAGCAACCACGCUAAGAGGUUAAAAUAUUUUGCACCCUGCAUAUCACGUGUAUGGUCCAGAAACAAACUCUAGCAGUCGGGUGUGGGGUGACAGUUAAAGGCCUCUCCUUCCAGGCUGCUAAAAAAAAGAUUUCAGUGCAGGCAGGUGUCAAGUAUACAACACAAGACAUUUAAGAGAUACAACUUUUAACUUUAUUUGCUUGGAAACAUCACAAAAUUCAGAAACAAAGAAAAACAUUGUGAAGAGGCAUCCAUCAUGGCAGCAGCCAGUGUGUCCAUGUCAGGCUCCACUGUCACCACCAUGGAUUUUGCGGACUACAGUCUCUAUAGUAACCUGUCUGAUGAUCAGCUCUUACAGCUGGCAAUUGAACGCAGCCUCACUGAUGCUCAUAGCUCCGGGUCAGGGACUGACAGCACAAAGACCACUACUGCUCGAAACAGACCUGCAUCAUCACGCCCAGUUGCCCCAUCAAGACCUGCCCAGCAACAGCCUGAACCACCUGCAUGCCCUGCCAAUCCACCUAGAAGAGAACAAACAAACCCAGAUACAGUGUUGUCGAUCAGCCACUUUACCACCGGUUAUGGCAAGCGGAUGGUGGCCUACCGAAGAUACGACGGCUCUAUUCAGGUCAUUCCAGAGCAUGAAGAGGAGAUGGAUCCUAUUGUAAAGGCCAUUGGGGAAGGUGAUGUUGGUACAGUAAGGCUAUUGGUUAAGACAUCUGGGUGCAACCUUCUUACAGCAAACAAACACGGAUGGAUUCCUCUGCAUGAUGCGGCAUAUUAUGGACAAGUUGAAUGCAUAAAAAUUCUCCUGAAAGCUCAACCUGGGAUGGUUAACCAGCGCACUCUUAAGGAUCAGACUGCUUUGAUGUUAGCUGUGUCCAGGGAUCAUCUUGCAUGUGCGGAGUAUCUUCUCGAGAAAGGGGCUGACCCAGAUAUUGUCAAUAAUGACAGGGAGACUCCACUGUACAAAGCUUGUGAAAAGGAGAACCCAGCAAUGGUUGCCAUGCUACUGAAUCACAGUGCGUCAGUGAAUAAAAGCUGCAUUCAAGGCUGGACGGCUCUUCAUGAGGCUGUGUGCAGGAACAAUGUGGAAAUCUGCGAGAUGCUCGUGAAAGCUGGAGCCAAGGUCGGCAAAGCCAACAUGUAUGGAAUUACUCCUAUCUUUGUGGCAGCCCAAAGCGGAAAGGUGGAUACACUUCGGUUCCUUCUAAAAAAUGGUGCCGAUAUCAACAGUCAGGCGUCAGAUGGAGCCACGGCACUCUACGAAGCUUGUAAGAAUGGUCAUGAGGAGAUCGUUGAGUUUCUUCUAUCUCAAAACGCAGACGCUAACAAGCCUGGCAAAACAGGACUGUUGCCAAUUCAUAUCGCUGCCCAGCGUGGCAGUGACGGGUAUGCAAAUUUCUUAAUGUCAAAGACCUCCUCACUUAUGGGUGUACCCGCAAACAUGUCAGUGCAACUAAUAUCUAUGCUGAUCCCAGCCACAAGUAAAGCCAGAGUGAGACGGUCCGGUAUCAGCCCCCUCCAUUUAGCAGCGGAGCGCAACAGAGACGAUGUUCUCGAAUUGCUGAUCGAGGCCGGAUUCGACGUCAACGCCAUGCUGUCCGAGGAUCGCAUGAAAAUGUACGAGGAUCGACGCAGCACCGCUCUAUAUUUCUCCGUCAUCAACAACAACAUCGAUGCCACCACUAUGCUUCUGGAGGCUGGUGCCAAUCCAAACCUGGACACGUUUAACCCGCUCUUGGUAGCCUUGAGACAGGGCUGCGUACAGACGGUGACUUUGCUGGUGGAACACGGUGCUAACGUGAACGCUUACAUACCCACCCAUCCGACAACGUUUCCAGCCACUGUUAUGUUCUGCAUGAAGUACCUGACUUUACUGAAGUAUCUGAUGGAUCAUGGCUGUGACGCCACGUCGUGUUUUAAUUGCGUCUACGGCAACAAUCCUCAUCCACCGAUCAAGACAAGACGUGAUCGGGUGGAUGACUAUGAUGAAGAUAGGCAACCGACCUGUGUUCAGUUCUGUGAGGUGAUCUCCGCUGAUAACUACUCCCGAUGGGCUGGGCCAGUCAUAGACGUGCUUCUUGACUACGUCGGACACGUGAAACUAUGUGCGAGGCUCAGGGAUCAUCUGGACAGUUAUCCUGACUGGAACUGCAUCAGAGAGAAAGCUAUGCCUCCACGACCGCUGCUGCAGCUCUGCAGGCUGAAAAUUCGGCAACUGCUUGGGAUUAAGAGACUGAAGAAAAUCCACAAGCUUCCAGUUGCUCCAAGGCUAAUAAAAUUCCUGAAUCAUCAAGAACGAGAGCAAGAUUAGAAAAAUGUAAGAAAACCAUUGAUUUGUUUGCUAAAUGUAUGGUUCAAAUGGCACAAAUAUAAGAGAAAUUGGUUACACAAUGGAUAAAAAUUGGUAAACACUUUACAAUAAUGUUGAAUUUUGUUAAAGGUCACAUAACACACACAGAUUCAUCUCAUGUUAAUCUUGGGUACCUAUAGAGCAGUAUUGCAUCCUUAAUAUCUCCAAAGAUUCUUUAGUUAGUAGUCAAAUUUAUAAAAGCUGUACUCAUUUUAAAAAGUCACGGGCAAUACAUCAUUGCAUUAUCUCUGGAUAACUUUUAAUGAAUACUUUCGUAUUGUUUACAUUAUAUGCUCUUAUGCACUGAUUGCCAACAAAACACAAAAAUUUAAUGCAGUUUUACUUUACACUUUUCAGUGAGAAGUGCCCAUAUACUGUAAGAACUUUCUCUGUACUUCUGCGAAUUGUGAUGUAACACUCGAAAAAACUUGUACGAACCCUGACGAAGAGUAUUCAGCAAAAAAAGUUUUUUAAACUUUGCUAGCCUAAGAAUCCAACUCUUUAUCAGUAUAAAUAAGUCAGAAUGCAUUAGUAAAUGUGUUAGCUAACUACUUUUUCAGCAUUUACUAAUGUUAUUUAAUACCAGCAUAAUUAAGUUAAUUCAUUGUGCAUUAAUUAAUGUUAUCAUUUACCACAUUUGCUUUUAAAAAUGUAUUAAUAAAUGCUGAAAUUAACAUGAAUUAUACCUGAAACCUUAAUAAAUGCUGUAGAAGUAUUUUUCAUUGUCAGUUCAUGUUAACCAAUAAUCUGAAUUUGGGUAACAGAUGUUAAUAUUUAGUGGGUACAUGGCACUUUAUUAUAGUAUUUUUCUGUAUGUAUGCCUAUUUAAAAAAAAAAGUUUUUUAAGUAGUGACAUUUGAAGAGUUUCGUUGCAAAACGAGAUAAAUCCAUUUUUUUACAUUUUUGUCAAAACAUGUUUAUUAUUAUGUUAUCAUGUUAUUAUUUUGUUUUAUUGUGCUACUUAGCUGUAUUUAGCUGAAAUUAAUUGGAAUGCACAACCAAAAAAUUAGAUUUCUGAACAAUUAAAAAAACGGUGGUUAUCUCGUUUUGCAACAAAACUCUUCAUUUAUUUAAUGACAUUCAUGUGCAUUCAUUUCAAAAAGUAGUUUUAACUUUUUGUAAUUUAGUAAAAUGUAUUUAUUUCUUGUUUAUUUUGUAAUAGAUAUGACUAAAUAGGUGUUUGUACAGUUUUGUUUGAUCAGAUUUCAUUUUGCUUAAAGGAACAGUAUGUAAGAAAUUUAUAUCAAUUAAUCAUAAAAUGGUCCUUAUAUGUCACUAGACAUUAAGAAAUCAUUUUCAUUUCAAAUACUUAUAUCACUCACAACAGUGGUCUGGCCAGGAUAUUGUCAUUUAAAAAGUGGAGUUGCAGCCCUCAACUGAUGUUUAUGUUGUCAUGUUGUGUAUUGGCCACCAGUUGUGUGAUUGCAGUACCAGUUUUAGCCACAAGUUUUGUGAUUGCAAUAUCAGUUUUGGCCACAAUGCUACAUACUGUUCCUUUAAUUCAUUAUUUAAUAUUUAGAAGCAACAAAAGCCAACACUCAGCAAAUACAUCAAAUUAUUGAACUGUAAAAUGAUAUCUGUGUGUAAUAUUUAAUUAGCACUUAAAUUUGUCAGGGCUUUAUCGAAAACAAACACAGUCUUUAUGUUACAUUUCCCACCAAUAAGACUUGUACAUUUGCCAAUAAAGUGUUAACUACUGUAA